This is a messenger RNA of Nymphaea colorata (pocket water lily), 742 nucleotides long. RefSeq lists its product as uncharacterized. NCBI's taxonomy places the organism in Eukaryota, Viridiplantae, Streptophyta, Magnoliopsida, Nymphaeales, Nymphaeaceae. The transcript has 2 exons. The record is from RefSeq and is a predicted model, not a curated record. Bases 158 to 580 code for a protein of 140 amino acids.
ACCAAGGGGAGAGAGUGAGAGAGAUCAGGAUAGAAGGCAGACCAUGGUUGCUAUAAAUAUGCUUAGAAGCUCCCAAUUUCUUCACCAAAUCAAAGAAUUAGUUCACUUAUUUGGAGAGGGUGAGAAAGAGAGAGAGUGAAACAGGGAGGCAGAGAAAAUGGUUUCCCAAGUGAUCGAUUCGGUGAGAGAAAAAGCUGAAAUUUAUGUAGGAGAAACAGAGUGCCAAAAGAGAGCUAUCCAGCUGCUUGACGAGUUCAAUAUCCCCAGAGGACUCUUCCCUCUCGACAACAUAGUCGAGAUCGGGUUAGUCCAAUCUGAGGGCUUCAUAUGGCUUCGGCAGAAGAAGAAGAAGGACCAUUACUUUGAGCAAAUCGGGCGGAGUGUUUCAUUUGCUGCAGAAGUCACGGCAUUCAUUGAGCCUCGACGGAUGAAGAAGGUGACUGGUGUGAAGGCAAAGGAGCUCCUUCUCUGGAUUGGGGUCUCUGAGAUGUUGGUGGACAACUCAAAAUCCGGGAAUAUCCAGUUUAAAACACAUACUGGCAUUUCCCGAUCAUUUCCUGUUUCAGCUUUUGUAAACUGAAAAGAUGAUGGGCAUUGGACAACUCAAAUUCGGGAAUACCCAGUUUAAAGCACAUACUAGGAUUUCCCGAUCAUUUUCUGUUUCAGCUUUUGUAAACUGAAAAGACGAGAAAAAAAAUGAAAUUUAAGUAGUCAAGAAAAACAUGAUGCCCUUUUGCAUUCA